Molecule: messenger RNA, 1371 nt
Organism: Aspergillus clavatus NRRL 1
Lineage: Eukaryota; Fungi; Ascomycota; Eurotiomycetes; Eurotiales; Aspergillaceae
Product: Zn(II)2Cys6 transcription factor domain-containing protein
Exons: 4
Coding region: 1-1371 (456 amino acids)
Biological process (GO): regulation of DNA-templated transcription
Molecular function (GO): zinc ion binding; DNA-binding transcription factor activity, RNA polymerase II-specific
Source: RefSeq, a predicted model, not a curated record
AUGGGUGAAGCGCAGGCGCAGCCGAAAUGGGCGUGUCUGGUGUGCAGGGCUGGGAAGCGGCGCUGCGAUAAACGGGUGCCGAGCUGUACGCGCUGCUGGAGGCUUCAGAUCCGCUGUGUGUAUCGGCAUAAGGGCGAGGGGGGGACGGCGGCGGCGGCGGCGGCGCCAUUCGACGAGACUUUGUCCUUACAGCGGGUGGAUGCAAAAGUCCCCUUUCCCGUUCGUGGGGAGACACAGAUGCCGAUGCUGCUGCAUUCGUUUAUCGAAACGUUCGGCAUGGCGCUCCUCCCCGUCGACGACGGGAGCCUGGCGUUUCUCCUGCGCACGGCGUGGGUGUCGCGGGCGCUGGCGGACCCGUGCUUCUUCCACGCCACGUUGUUCGCGGCGUCGGCGCACUUGGACGCCCUGCGGAGUGUCCCCAGCACGUCUGCUACGCUGUAUCAUCAUACGAUGGCUCUGCGGCUGAUUCAUGGGAAGCUUGCUUUGCCCGAGGGCAUGGUGGAUGAGGGGACCAUUGCGUGUAUUGCGCCGCUGGUGUUUUUCUCGUCGAUGAGUAGCGAUGAGAGAUCCUCGCGGAUCCACAGGAGGGGCUUGAUGCAGAUGAUCAGAGUGAAGGGUGGGCUGCAGAAGAUGGAUCUUGGGGGUUUUUUCUCAGCGCUGAUACCCGUAUGCGUCAUGACCGAAGCCAUCAUUUUCGAUUCGGCGCUUGAUAUCCCCGGCGUCGAGAUACCACCCACGCCGGCAAAGCCGCCGACAUUCUUGGUCUCGGCUGUUCUCGAACGAGCCACACGCGAGACCGGGUUCUACACCCUUUCCGACGAAGCAAUCAAGAUCUUCAAGGACAUCCACACCGCCAGUCGCGACUUCAACGACUUCUUCCCGAGCGGCUCUCUGGAUCGUCCAUUGUCCGAACUGACGCGGAUCAAAUGGCUCAAUCGAGUGCAAAGAAGGAUAAAGCGCGGUUUCAGCACACCAGACAACCCGCAACUGCCCACCACCAAUGCAAUCGACGAGUGCUGCGGCGCCGCUGCCUUGGUAUUCUGGUACAUCCUAGAUGACACAUCCCCCAUUGACCCCAUGGUGUUAGAGUAUCUGGUCGCAGACCUCAAAACCGCCCUCCUCAAGACCCCUGUAGAUACCUGGAUCCGGCGGUCCCCGGACGCACACGCAUGGAUCUGCUUGGUCGGCGCGGCGGCUGCUGCGCGCGAUAGCAACGACCGGGCCUGGUUCAGCCUGCUUCUGGGGCAGUCGAUUAUAUGUAUCCGCAGCGAGGGCGCGGGACUGUAUCUGGAGGGUUGGAAGAUGUAUGACUGGUUGAAUCGGCGGCGGAAGCGCAGGGUACGAUGGUUGCAGCAGCAGUUAGUGAAAUGA